This is a messenger RNA of Thrips palmi, 686 nucleotides long. It is a transcript of the gene SmD2, whose product is annotated as probable small nuclear ribonucleoprotein Sm D2. Lineage: Eukaryota; Metazoa; Arthropoda; Insecta; Thysanoptera; Thripidae. Gene Ontology annotation, molecular function: RNA binding. The transcript has 4 exons. Gene Ontology annotation, cellular component: catalytic step 2 spliceosome; U2 snRNP; U4/U6 x U5 tri-snRNP complex. Gene Ontology annotation, biological process: spliceosomal snRNP assembly; RNA splicing. Bases 160 to 522 code for a protein of 120 amino acids. The record is from RefSeq and is a predicted model, not a curated record.
CAAGCCAUCGACGCAUCAACAACAACAAUCAAAAAGAGAAAGAAAAGAAGAAGAAUCCGGCAUUUUCUUAACGUAAACUGGAAACUAGCGACAGGAAUUGCCGAUUAUCUAAGUUCUCGCAAGUUUUAUUGAUUUGCCUGAAGGAUCACUCAAAGCGUAAUGGCGUCCGUUUCCAAACCCAAAUCUGAAAUGACCCCGGAGGAGCUGGCUAGGCUUGAAGAAGAAGAAUUUAACACCGGGCCACUUUCCGUGCUCACUCAAUCUGUGAAAAAUAAUACUCAGGUUCUUAUCAACUGUCGUAACAAUAAAAAACUAUUGGGAAGAGUUAAAGCCUUUGAUCGCCAUUGUAAUAUGGUUUUGGAAAAUGUAAAAGAAAUGUGGACGGAGCAACCUAGGGCAGGGAAAGGAAAGAAAAAGGGCAAGCCUGUCAACAAGGAUCGUUUCAUAUCAAAGAUGUUCCUGCGAGGAGACUCUGUCAUCUUAGUAUUACGAAAUCCAUUGGCAGCCAAUGCUGGAAAAUAAUUUCUUGUCAUUCUACCAAUAUUCUUGAAUUUUCAUUCCCCACCCAACUGUUUUCAUUCUGUUUCUACGUGGAUUAUGCAUUUUGUAUAAAUGUAAGCUUUAAUUUUAAGUUGUGGUCUCUUUCUUCAGUCAGUCAUCCAAUUAUAUUUAAGAUAAGAUCAUGA